This is a messenger RNA of Xyrauchen texanus (razorback sucker), 2221 nucleotides long. RefSeq names its product substance-P receptor-like. The transcript is spliced from 5 exons. Bases 210 to 1448 code for a protein of 412 amino acids. Gene Ontology annotation, molecular function: substance P receptor activity. Lineage: Eukaryota; Metazoa; Chordata; Actinopteri; Cypriniformes; Catostomidae. The record is from RefSeq and is a predicted model, not a curated record. Gene Ontology annotation, cellular component: plasma membrane; sperm midpiece. Gene Ontology annotation, biological process: positive regulation of flagellated sperm motility; G protein-coupled receptor signaling pathway.
AUAUCCACAGAACACAACUCCGGAAUACAAAUCGGAACUCUUUUUGCGUAUUAAAAUAUAUUCAGUAAUAUUUUGACGAUUUAAAGUGGGAUCUCUCUGAUUUUUUUCUUCAAAAGGGAAAAUAUGUUAGAUUGAACACUAAUACCACAUCCUACCAAAACAAAAACAACAUUUAAAUCAUAUGUAUAUUUUUUUUUUCCAGAAUAGAAAUGGAUCCGCUCAUCACUUCCACUGAGUUCCCGCGUAAUUGGACAAACGACUCCACCACAAAGAAUGAAACGGAAAUAUACUGGAACCAGUUUGUGCAACCAAUUUGGAGGAUAGUUCUCUGGGCAGUAGCUUACAGCACAAUUGUCAUCGUGUCCGUGGUGGGCAACAUCACCGUGAUGUGGAUCAUUUUGGCGCACAAACGCAUGCGAACAGUGACGAACUAUUUCCUCGUGAACUUGGCUUUCGCUGAAGCGGCGAUGUCCGCAUUUAACACUGUUAUAAACUUUGUCUACUCCGUGCACAAUGAGUGGUAUUUCGGGCUUUAUUACUGCCGAUUCCACAACUUUUUUCCCAUAGCCGCUGUAUUUGCUAGUAUAUGUUCCAUGACAGCGAUUGCACUCGACAGAUAUAUGGCCAUCAUCCAUCCCCUGCAGCAGAGGAUGUCUGCGACUCAGACAAAGUUGGUCAUUGGGGUGAUCUGGGUGCUGGCUUUUCUGCUUGCCUUCCCCCAGUACUACUACUCCAACACAGACCAGUUGCCUGGAAGGGUUGUCUGCUACAUCGAUUGGCCUGAUUACACUCUCCUGAACUUCAGAAAGAUGUACUAUGUGUGUGUAGCAGUGCUGAUCUACUUCCUCCCUCUCUUGGUGAUGGGCUGUGCUUAUCUGGUGGUGGGUUUGACUCUGUGGGCCAGUGAGAUCCCAGGAGACUCGUCUGAUUGUUACCAAGAGCAGCUGGCUGCCAAACGCAAGGUGGUGAAGAUGAUGAUUGUUGUGGUGUGCACCUUCGCUGUUUGCUGGCUUCCCUAUCAUGUGUUUUUCCUGAUUCACCAGUUCUUCCCGAACCUGUCUGAGCAUCUCUUCAUUCAGCAGGUCUAUCUGACUAUCAUGUGGCUGGCAAUGAGCUCCACUAUGUACAACCCCAUUAUCUACUGCUGCCUCAAUGACAGGUUCCGUGCCGGGUUCAAGCAAGCUUUCCGCUGUUGUCCAUGCAUUCCUGAGGGAUCCUAUGAGAGUCUAGAGCUCAAGUCCACACGGUACCUUCAAACCCAGACCAGUUUGUACAGGGCCAGUCGAAUGGAGACCACUGUGUCCUGUGUGAUGCAGCCUUGUGAAGAUGGGCAGAAGGCCAUGUUUGGGAGCAUUAGAGGGGCGGUAGGGAGGCCAGCAGUUCACAGCCCUUCAAGGGAGCUCACCUCUAAUGGCUUGACCUCUCUUAUUAUGUCCAAGACCGUGUAGGAGAUGUCCAGCUUUUACUCCAGUAACAAUCAACUAGGAGCCCAGAAACCCAAGGUUCCUGUUAUAGGAGAAAACCCACCAUUCUAUAAUGAUAAGUAAUUUUUAUGAAUCGUCUAAAAUCUUCCCCCGUGUAAAUAUGUUGAUUACCUCGAGCAGUGUGAAUGGGUGUAUGCUUAAAUUUUUAGCUGGUAUUACAGCUGUUAAAAGAGAAGUUCAUACAAAAAUGAAAAUUUUGUCAUUACUAACCCUUGUGUCAUUCCCAAUCCGUAUGACUUUCUUUCUUCUGUGGAACACAAAAGGUUAAUUCAUAGGAAUGUCUUGGUCACUCUUUUGCAUUUAAUGAAAGUGAAUGAGGACUGGGGCUGUUAAGCUCCAAGCUCCAAAAUGAUAGAUGUAGUCUAUAUGACUUUUAUGAUAUAUUCUAUGUCUUCUGAAGCCAUACAAUAGCUUUGUGUGAGGAACUGACCACAUUUUAGAUUGUUAAUUACUGAAAAUCUUGACAUCCACUUUAUCACUUCAUCUCUCCUUUACUUGUUCAUUAGAGUAAAUGAGAGAAGUAGCAUUAUCCAUUUUGUGACUUAUUUGAGUUAUAUCUUUUCAAUGAAUUAUUUGAUCCAGAUCCCAAAACUGGUCUGAAUGAUUCGAUGAUUAAUCCGAUUGAUCUGUUUCGUGAAUUCAACUCACAUUCCCAGAGCCAAAGAUUAUCAGAAAAUAAUUACUUUAAUUUCUGCUUUGUUACUUCAGAAGACUUAAAAUAUAGUGUGUACAUCAUA